Medioppia subpectinata is the source of this 873-nucleotide messenger RNA. Lineage: Eukaryota; Metazoa; Arthropoda; Arachnida; Sarcoptiformes; Oppiidae. The record is from the annotation of a GenBank genome assembly.
CGAAUCGAUUUAGUAGUCGGCGCUCCUUUCUAUUACAGCCGCAGCGAAGGCGGAGCCGUAUAUCUGUAUAUCAAUUCAAACGGAAAGUUCACCAAAUCUACUCGUCUGACCGGCAAACCCGAGUCCAGAUUUGGCUUUGCUCUUGGAAAUGCUGGUGAUCUCAAUAAGGACGGAAAUCACGAUCUAGCGAUCGGAGCGCCCUAUGAAGACAAUGGUGUUGUAUAUAUUUAUUUGGGAACUGCUUCUGGAGUUAAAGAAACUCCAUCUCAGAUAAUAAGAGCUUCAGAUUUGCCAAAUGAAAUUCAAAAUAUUAAAACAUUUGGUUAUUCUUUAUCGGGUACACAUGAUAUGGACCAAAACGGUUAUCCGGAUCUAUUGGUUGGCGCCUAUGAGAGCGAUGCCACACUGCUCUUUAGAGCUCGACCUAUAAUAGACAUUCAAACUUCAGUUUCGGGAGAAUUAAGUCAAAUCGAUCCGAACCGAGAGGGCUGUAAAGACGAUCCCAAUUCAAAAUUAAUUCAAUACAACUUUGAGAUCUACGGUCUCUUCUGUUCUUCGACUUCACUAUCAGUCAAAUUUGGUUCGACCACAGAUUCAGACACUCCUAAUAUUGUUGAACGAGAUAUUUCUUUAAGAGGGAAUGAUGUUCACAGUGAGCACUGUUCCAAAGAAAUUGUUUAUCUCAAAGACAAGUCCGAUAUACAGAAUGCAGUGAUGUUUGAGUUGACGUAUUCACUCAUUCAGAAAGAGCCACGAAUGCCAACAGACGGCGAAACUCUUCCCGAUAUAAACAAACUGCCGAUUCUUAACCAGGAAGAGGCGCACCGCAAGAAAGUGAUUACCUCCCGGGCCCUGACUUUUGACGGUUACGCC